UGAUAAAAUCAUACAUGCUUGAUCUCUGAAGCAGAAUCAACUAAGUCGUAAUUAUACGGCAUAGAAUUAUGAAAACAAUAUUAAUUAUAAGAUAUUUUUAAAUACACUAUAUAUGUUCUCUGUAGUGAACAUUUUUCAGACGCACAAAGUUGAGUAAUUUUCAAACCGCUGAAGCUCGGCGAAAAAUCAUCGCGAAUAUCAAUCAACAGCGAUUUGAAAAUUGGUCAAUUUUAAGCGUCUGAACAUCUCGACGCGGCAGAGCAGUGCGGCCGAUUACCUAAGUGCGCGCCAUUAAUACGCACGAUGCUGUAUUAUUGCUCGCGAACGGAUGCUGAUCACUCAAAGUUGAUUGAAACUGGAUUCAAUCGAAUAUCAGUCAUCGUCAACUUGUCAAUUUUGAAAUGAGUAGUUCCGGUCUGAUGCGCGCGUUUAAAACAUUCCGUGAACGACAUGGUAAAUAUCGCGGAGAGAUAGAAGAAAAUUAGCCGCUUCGAUCGGCCGGCAGGCUCCGCUCGGUAUAAGUAAUAAUCGGUUUCGAGAUGCAACGUGAUGGAAUGGAACGAGAUGAGAAGAAGCCGAUUACUCUCGGCGUUCGCGCGCGGCUUAUUAUUUGUGCGACGGAUUCUGGAUUUCACACAUUUAGCAAUUAUUCGCAUGAAUCACGGUGUGCGUAUAUACGUGCGAUAAAAGUCACGGAGAGAUAUUACAUAACGCUUUAUUCGCGGCGAUCCUCCCACUUGGAUCAGUCGAGAGUAGAUCUUCACUUCGCCUUCACUACGCGUGCCGCCGGCCGCUACUACCGUUAUCGGGCGCGAUAUCCGCAUAUUUUCGAAGAUUUGUCGGCGAGAGAGGAUAGAUGCACGAUCGCUGAUUGCCGAUCGGCAGAGGAGAGAGGAAUUUUCAUCUCGCUCGAUUAUCGUAUCGUGAAUGGAGUCGGUGUACCAGUGAAUGGCAUAUAAAGCGAUAUAAAUAUAAAAAUAUCUUGUCGAAACCGAUAGCACUAUAGUGUUAAUUUUUAAUUAUUAUUAAUUCAACAAUAUUUGAAAUAAAUCAACGUAAAUACUAUUAAACAUACAUGCAUCGUAUUUGAGAAACUUUAUGUCGAAAGCGGAGGAUAUUAGCUUUUUAAAAGAUGCAGAAGAACAGCAAGAAAAGAGGAAUUGACCGGCGGCAAAGGCGGGAAGCUAUGUGCGCAAUUUAACGGGGAUUACGACCUUAACCACUUAAGAAGUCGCGGCGGUAAUCGACGGGCCCCAAGCGCGCGAGCCCGGAGCGGACCUCGCGAGCGGGCCUUGAGUGCGGGUCUUAAUCGGACCUCGGGGCCCGACGAGCUAGUGGCUUAGCCUAGCGUGUUCCGACGUGAGCCAGUUCCGACGUAGAGCGCGAGCGACCAAGGCUUAAUCCUAAUAGAACCGGCUGGGAUCGCAUCGCGGACUCCAGCUCGGCGCAACGAUCGAAGUAUCGGAGAAGGAAAUCAGCAACCGGAAACGAUGGGCCGACCAUUGCACUGGAUCAUAAUAUUGCAGUUAUCGUCCGUCUUGGCUUACAGGUACGAUUGGUAUCGCGCAAAUACGCAGCGUCCAGUCGAUGUAGUCACUGAUGUUGUCAACGAUCUUGGAGUGAAGAUUCUUCAGCAAUAUUCAGCACAUGGAAACGUGGCGUUCUCGCCCACGGGGAUUGCUUUCGUACUGGCAGCGUUGUACGAGGGAUCCGCCGGUCGUGGAAGACAACAAAUUGUCGAAAUCAUGGGACUACCUAAUCGGGACGUUACCAGAAUCGGUUUCAGGGAUAUUCAUCGGCGAUUGAGAAGUUACCUUAACGCUGAUGGCUUCCUGGGCGGUCUGACGCUAAGCAAAGAGAACACCAGACUUCGUCCGGAAUAUGAAGAUAUUCUGAGAUUUUACGGCUUCGAUCUGUCGAGUAUCGAGCAAGAAGCGAACGUCACCGUCAGCAUGAGCGACUCAUCAACCAAACUUCCAAUGCCGCUCCCGGUUGCGCCGGACACGACGACGAUAUUGACGGAUACCGCCACGACGCUUUUUUCGGCUGGUGCGGAAACAACAGUCGCUUCAUCGACCGUCACGAUACCGGCGAAUGUCGACCUGCAAACGACAUCAAUUACAAGUUCUAGAAUAGAUGCCCAAAAUAUACUGCCGACGCAGUCGACAAAUUUCCUACCUGCGGUCACUUCCGGCGAAAGUGCUCAACCACCGUCUUCAACUGUUGAUCCGAAAAGUGUCGUGGAUUCACCGAAUACCGUUACGCCAGCGAUAAACACCGAAUCACCACCAACAACAGCCGUGAACAGUCCAACGAACGCGGUAACUAUGAUCGAUGUUGUGGACAAUCAGAAUCCACAGACUCCUCCAACAGUCGGUGUUAGUGAAGCUGGAACAAAUGAAACUGUAGCCAAUAUCAUUUCUAAUACAAACGCCAUGGGAAAUCUAGAAAAUACACUUUCAAACGCAUUGGCAACUUCAAACGCGAGUAUUCAAGAAUCGAUGGAUUCAGGAGUGACGAUGGCAGUUGUAACUGAUGCUAGUGAGACAAUAUCGAUGGCUACCGAGGUACCAUCAACUCUCGUUUCAAACACCGAGCUAUCGAUGACGACAAAUACACCAAAUUUAUCGACUACGGCUACCGCAAGCGUGAGUACCGAAGUAUCGAUGACUACGAGUACAAUUAUUUCCAACAUGAUACUCGCUAAUGCGUCCACCACCACGAAUUUGCCAAUUUCUGUGACGCCGAUGAUUUUAAAUAAUGGGAACGCAAUUAAUUCGAUUAACGGAACAAUGAUCGAUAACAGUAUUAUUUCGCAACCAAAUACGGAGAUAUCUAUGUCGACGGAUACACCGACGGGAAAUAUUCCAGGAAUGACUGCUAUGAAUGAUCUUACGACAACACCAGUGAUUAAUGUUGAUGGCAAUGCCAUGUUAGUCAGUUCUGCAGUAGGAAACGAAGAUAACUCCGCGAUUGCAAAUUCCACGAUGAAUAAUCGGACAGUUGUAAAUUCUACGAUAAAUUCUAUGACAAAUAAUGAAACCGUCGUCGCAUCUCCGAUAGAUGAAAAUAUUGUUUCGAUGAACCGGAAGAAGAAAGUGGCUGAGAGUGAAGCCAUUAAAUCGGAAUCAAAUCUGAAAAAUAUAAUGAACGAUAAUAAUGAGUCAACAGAUGGAUUACCGAGUCUUCGUAAACGCAGAAGUCCACGUGGAUAUUUUUCUAGUUAUCCAGACGAAGGCAUCUGGAUGCAGGAUUUAGAGAUUUGGAAAUCCUAUAAUACACUGAAUCCAGGUGAAUCCUCCGAUGAAGAUUCCGCAACAGAAAUAUCGUUUUUGGUGAACGGUUGCGAUAUUUCUUCGGUUUCGGCUUCGAGUUAUAUCGCUGUGCUGCCUUUCGCGUACCUUCCAUCGUUGCACGCUGUAGCACUCGAGUUUCCUUUGGACGAUCCCCGGUAUAACAUCAUACUUCUUAUGCCGACGGAUAAAACGGACACGCAUCGACUGGCGAGAGAUCUCAGCGGGAAACCAUUGAGAUCGUUGAGGAAGCGAUUACAACCUACUUGGGUCAGGGCCACUAUACCUUCCUUCAUGCUGCGUGGUUUCGUCACAUUGACGUCAUUUUUGCAAAGGUUGGGAAUCUUGGAUGUGUUUGAGCCGAGAGCGGCCGAUUUAUCACCUAUGACAUCCGAUCUCGGCGUGUACGCCCGAGAUGUGCAGCAGAGUAUAGGGGUCAAUAUAAGGAAUUAUAUGAAACCCGACCGGACCCAUUCUCGUGAGUCGUCUAAUAUCGUUCCACCUCGAAGGGACUAUUAUCGAUACCUACCUCCAGGUAACGGUCUGUUCGAGAGAGCCGGGCCCGUGCCUUUUACAGCUUUGCAUCCUUUUCUUUAUUUCAUCGUCGAUACGGAGACUUCGGUGAGUCUGAUUGCAGGUCGAGUGAAUGACCCGCUGAACUCGAGAAUUCUGUAGGGAUGUAGUGAUGUAGUGAUGCUGAAGGUUUAAAUAAACACUCGUUUAUUUGGCGAUACUUAUAAAUAGUUUUAUACUUUAUAAUCUAGACUUCUCCUCCUAGCUUGCACACAACUUAAUACACGCAAUUAACAUUGUGCUCUGUACAAACUCCUAUUUGUAAAUAAAGAAGUAUAAAGAUAAGAGGCAGUGUAGUUUGAAAUGUGCAAGAUUGAGCAUUAGGAAGAAUAUUCCGAGUUAUCUCGCGUUGCAGAGUAAAGGGCAAACAUUUGUAUAAUAUAUCUCACUAAUUGACAACAGCAGAUACUUAUCGUGCAUUUGCUGCGAAAAUUACGAAGGUAAACAUUCUUAUAGAUAUUAAAUUUCGCAUUUACACUGAUUUUUCACUGGCAUAACUUCUCAUCAGUUUUAGAUAAAUUCGUUUAAUUUACAGUGAAGUUGCUUGACAUUAAAAAUAAUUGUUUUUGUAACAAACUUGUGAAUGUGUAAUAUGUUUGAAUUGUAAUUUCUUCGCAGUGCGCAUCAUAUUAUUCGUAUAUUCGAAGCACAAAAAAAUGUUAAGAAUAACAAUAUAGCCCCUUUAAUCUGUCGGACUAUUCUUUCGAUCUCUUUAUUACAAUUCAGACUUUCCUCGGUUGCUUAACUACAACCUUAGCAAAUAUAUAUUAUUUCCUUACUUAGACUUUUAUAUAAAUACAGAGUUGAGUGCGUGCUGCUACAAUGCACGGGAUUUCGCAUACGUCGCUAGUAUAUGUAUUCGAUGAUUCGAUGAUGCUCUGAUUCCAACUCUUAUAGUGUGGAGUACCUCUUUAUUAUAUAACAAUCACGAUGCUAUUUCGUGAGUGGCAGUGUAAAUGCAAAUAAAUAGAUGCAAAUGAUACAGAAAACACAUUCUCAUCGGUGAGAAAACGAUCUAGGCUGAAUCACGUGUUAUAUUUCGAUAUCGCGCGACACGAUAUCACGAAUCAUUUAUCCGCGUAUGGAUCUUGCUAGAUUUUGAGUAUUUCUUCGUUCUUGCGUUAUC
Messenger RNA from Linepithema humile (Argentine ant), 4992 nucleotides. NCBI's taxonomy places the organism in Eukaryota, Metazoa, Arthropoda, Insecta, Hymenoptera, Formicidae. The record is from RefSeq and is a predicted model, not a curated record.